AUGAACACGCUCAGGACAUCGCUCUCGGCGAUGACCAGUACCGCCGUCAAGGGCAAGGGCAAGCAGGUCGCGGCACCUAUCGUAACCUUGAUCGCCAGCAGAAGCCUCACAGGGUCUGCAUCGACCAGCUCCUCAACAGCAACAGCAUCGGCAGGUCCUUCCACCUCGACCCUUCCGCCAUCGACGGCCGCAGUCGACUCGAACCAGACAGCACUCUCUCUGCUCAAGUCGCAGCCAAAACACUACGCGAUCGCCUCGAUCACUGGUCGAACUUACCUCGUAGCCAAAGGAGAUCUUGUGACGGUCCCCCGGCUCAAGGAUGUCCAAGUAGGAGACGUGCUCGUCCUCGACAAGGUGCACGAGAUCGGUUCUCGCGACUACACGCUUCGAGCGCAAGACACGCUCAACACCCGUCGCAUCUCGUCCGCCAUUGACCUUGCCUCUCCCCACCCGCUCGCUUCCUCCACAUCACCGCCAACGACGCUUCACGGUGUGUCUCCAGCCGUAGCCCCCCAAGCGAGACGCCUGUUCACACGGCUUGCAGCAGAUGAGAGCUCUGCAAGGGGCCCUUUGCUGCCGCUCGCGGAUACGUGGUCCUCGAGACUGGUUCCAAACGGUCUCGCUCACAUCGGCGCAAGUCUUCCCGAUUCGACGGUAAAAGUCACCGCUGUCGUCACGGAAAACACAAAGGGCGCACUAGAGAAGAUCCUCAAGAAGAAGCGCAGAAAGGGCUACAGGAAGACCAUCCAGCACAAACAGCCCUACACCCGCCUUCGCAUCGAGGAGAUCCAGAUUCAGCCCAACUGA
This is a messenger RNA of Kalmanozyma brasiliensis GHG001, 807 nucleotides long. RefSeq lists its product as uncharacterized. Gene Ontology annotation, molecular function: structural constituent of ribosome. Gene Ontology annotation, cellular component: mitochondrial large ribosomal subunit; ribosome. NCBI's taxonomy places the organism in Eukaryota, Fungi, Basidiomycota, Ustilaginomycetes, Ustilaginales. The record is from RefSeq and is a predicted model, not a curated record. The transcript has a single exon. Bases 1 to 807 code for a protein of 268 amino acids.